Molecule: messenger RNA, 1236 nt
Organism: Penicillium brevicompactum
Lineage: Eukaryota; Fungi; Ascomycota; Eurotiomycetes; Eurotiales; Aspergillaceae
Exons: 4
Coding region: 1-1236 (411 amino acids)
Source: RefSeq, a predicted model, not a curated record
AUGCCUAAGAAGGGAGGAAAGAAGAACAACAAGAAGGGCGGCAACAAGCCCGCAGCUGUCGCUGCCGCUGCCGUUGACAAGGUCAAGGACGUUGUCACCCCCGACCACGACGUCGAGGACCAGUCCAAGACCGAACAGCCCGUUGAGAAGACCGAGCCCGAGACUGCGCCCGAAACCGCGCCCGAGACCGCGCCCGAGAGCGCUGAGACCGCGAAGGCUGAGACCAAGGCUGAGGCUCCCGCGCCCGCUGCGACUGAGAGCCCCGCUGUGUCCGAGCUCAAGGAAUCCACAAAGGACACCCCAACUCCCGCAAUUGAGAAACAGGAGUCGGUAGACCAGACCGUUGAGAAAGCGCAGGCCUCUAAGCUCGGCCAGGUUGGCGAAUUGGAAGGUGGCGACGCCGCCGGCACUGCUGUCAUUCCCGAGGCGGCCACCAAGGAGCCCGCGACUGACGUUUCCCUGCCCGAGCGUCCCAAGACAUCCGAAUCGACUGCGCCUGUUGUUGCGCCUGUUGUUGCGCCGGUCGAACCCCCUAUCCCUGCCGAGAACAUCGAGCACGAUGCCGCGCAUGCCAAGCGCCCGUACGAGAAGCCUAUCUUCAACAACGAAGAGAACUUGAAGCCUACCAAGAUGCCCAAGACCGACGAGGAGCAGCUCGUGGCCAGCGCCGAGGAGGACAAGAAGACCAUCGAAAACCUGGCCGGUGCUGGUCCCGCCUCGACUGCUGCGCACACUGCCCCUGAGCCCGUGCCCGUGCCCGUCAAGACUGAGGCCGAGAAGGUCGCCGAGGCUCCCAAGGUGGAGGACAAGAAGCCCGAGAAGGUCGAGGCCCCCAAGGCCGAAGAGAAGAAGGUUGAGGCUCCCAAGGAGGCUCCCAAGGAGACCCCCAAGGCUACUGAGAAGCCCGAGGAGAAGAUCCCCGUCGAGACCAAGAGCGCCACUCAGGCUGGCAAGGCCCCAGCCUCCAACCCUGACGCGGUCGCUGCUGCCAACGCCGCCAUCACCUCUUCCAAGAGCGAAAAGGCUGCUCCAGUCGCUGUCGACGAGCCCCAGAAGCCCGAAGCCGCGCUGAAGCGCGGUGAGGAGCCCGCCCCCAAGGCCGAGACUCCCAAGGAGACCGAGCCUGAGACCAAGGCCGAGGACAAGGCGCAGACCUCCGAGACGAGUGAAGAGAAGGAAAAGAAGAAGAAGGAGAAGGGUGGCUUCUUCUCUUGGUUGAAGCGCAAGUUCAAAUAA